AUGCCUCGACUGACAGCUUUCUACAUUAAACUUCAACUUCAUUUUGGUGGUGAUAUACAUGAAGUAUCUGUAUCGGCUAGUGAUGGAAUAGAACCAACUGUUGCUGAUUUAAUGAAUGUAUUAGAAACUAAUUUCCGUGUACCACGCGUAUUACAAAAUAUUGUGUUUCAUGGACAAGAAUUACAUGCACGACCAAAUGAUCCAUUAAGUCGUUUUGGUAUUAGAAAUGGAGUUCCUAUUCGAUUAGUAGGUCGAAUGGUUCCGCCGGAUAAAGUUGAUCAGCUCAACAAUUCAUACGGUAAUUACGCUUAUCAACAACCAUAUUACACUCAACCAUUAAAUACAACGACAACAUUUCCAAGUUAUACACAAUAUUUACCAUAUUAUCAUGAACAAAUAAAAGAUUUACAAAGUUCAUCAAUUGGUACUCAAUAUGAGCCGUCUCCACCUCCUGUUCAACAUAGCCAAUCGUUUCCAAUUUUCAAUCCAGGACAAACAUCAGAAAGUUCCAAUGGCGAAGAAUACAAACCAUAA
This is a messenger RNA of Rotaria socialis, 534 nucleotides long. Lineage: Eukaryota; Metazoa; Rotifera; Eurotatoria; Philodinida; Philodinidae. The record is from the annotation of a GenBank genome assembly.